UUGGGGCUCAAACGUAAGCAACCCAUAGAUAAUCAAAUGUCCAUAGAUUCAAAUGUCCCCACGCGAAGGGCGCGUCACGCUUUGAAACCCACAGUCUCCACGUUACCGGUGUUUACGAGUCAUGCGAUCUCAUUCAUCAUCUUUAACUCUACACCAUUUCUCUUAUUCGGGACUCACUCCACCCCCAAAACGACGCACCUCCCUCCCCGUUUCAUCUCCUCGGUUCUGCGUUCCCGUUACGUCGAGUUUCUACUCUCCUCUCAAGUUACAGAUCAAGCGAUCCAAAAAUGUACAGGACCGAAGGCGGCGAUCCGGAAACGAUGUUGUUAGAGUCAACGCCACCGAUGAUGACUCGGUGGGAAUUUCUUCGUUUGAUGACUGGACCAUUGAAGAGGAUUCGGUGGCAGCUUAUGUGCAUUCGUCAGAUAGCGAUGGGGAUUUGGUAUUAAAUUCUUUGUCUGAUGAGGAUUUGCCACUCGAAGAAGCUCUAGCCAAGGCUUCCCGUCGGAUUGCUUUGCGUGGAAAAGGCCUAAAAAGACACAAGAUAUACCCUGGGAUGAUAAUGAACUUGGCUCUUAUAAUCUUCCUGACAAUGGUUCUUUUACUUGUGGAUUGGUGUGGAUGGAAAAUUGUUAGGCUACCUUUAGCGCCAUUCUACUUGACUUCCCCGUUUUUGAUAUCUUUGAUCUUAGCUUUGUGUGCUGGUUAUGUUGGUAUCCCAUUGCUUAGAAUUUUUAAGUUUUACCAAAUAGUUAAGAAAAUAGGGCCAGAAAAAUAUUUGACAAAGAAGAGGACCCCAACGAUGGGUGGACUUUUUUUUAUACCGGUUGGUAUAGCUGUUGCGAGAUUUGCAACUGGUUUUUCUUCUGCUGAAGUUGGUGCUACUGCAGCAGCAACCUUGGCAUUUGCUACAAUUGGACUUCUUGAUGACGCCUUAGGUUCCACCAAGCAAAAGAGCAAUGGUAUAGAUCCAUUGUUAAGGCUACUUUUGGAGGCAGCUGUUGGGAUUUGGUUUUCAUUUUGGUUGGAUUCUACACGUUUAUCGUCACCCUAUGGCAUGAAAAUGCUGGUUCCUCUACCUGCACCGUUGGGCCUGCUGUGCUUGGGAAAAUUUUACCUAUUGUUGACUCCACUUUGUUUUGUUUCCAUGGGAAAGGGGGUUAACAUAACAGAUGGUCUUGAUGGUCUUGCUGCUGGGACUGCUUCAUUAGCUUUUAUUGGAAUGUCAAUUGCGGUGCUUCCAAUAUGCCCAGAACUUAGUGUAUUCGGGACAGCCAUGGCUGGGGCCUGCAUUGGUUUUCUUUUCCACAACCAGUACAAAGCAGGUGUAAUUAUGGGUGAUACUGGAUCAUCGGCCCUCGGUGGCGCAUUAGCUGCAAUGGCCGCUUGUACUGGAAUGUUCUUUCCCUUAUUCAUUGCAUCUGGUUUGUUUGUUUUGGAAGCAUCAUCAGUUGUUAUGCAGGUGGUAUACUUUAAAGCAACUAAACAGUAUCAUGGAAGCGGGAGUCGAUUGUUUAAAAUGGCACCUUUGCAUCAUCAUCUAGAACUAUGUGGACUCCAAGAGCCAAUGAUUGUUGCUGGUGCAUAUGCUGUUUCCUCUGUGUUGGCUUUAUGUGCUGCUUACAUAGGCCUUAAAUCUGCAUAAUAUCUUUACAUCAUUUUCACCCCAUCUUCAAAUUUUGUUCCCCUUAGUUAUAUUAGUCAUAAAAAGGUGUUAUUUUCUUCCUCUCAA
Gossypium raimondii (Peruvian cotton) is the source of this 1732-nucleotide messenger RNA. Its product is annotated as phospho-N-acetylmuramoyl-pentapeptide-transferase homolog. Bases 122 to 1645 code for a protein of 507 amino acids. The transcript is spliced from 8 exons. Gene Ontology annotation, molecular function: phospho-N-acetylmuramoyl-pentapeptide-transferase activity. Gene Ontology annotation, cellular component: membrane. The record is from RefSeq and is a predicted model, not a curated record. NCBI's taxonomy places the organism in Eukaryota, Viridiplantae, Streptophyta, Magnoliopsida, Malvales, Malvaceae. Gene Ontology annotation, biological process: cell wall organization; cell wall macromolecule biosynthetic process.